AUGAAUGUUCAGCUAGAGAUAGUUCUUACAAUUUCAAACAGUGACAUUAAUGCUUACAUACAACAAGCAGCGGCAGGAGCGGAUGCUGAGGAAGUAAAAUUGACUUUACAAAAAAUUGAGUGGAUUGUGCCGUAUGUAACGCUUUCAGACAAGGAGAAAAUUCAAGCAUUAAAUUAUAUUACCAGUGAUCCAGCUAUCUUAAUUAGUUUUCGAACCUGGGAAUUGUAUGAGUAUCCGCUGUUACCAGCAACCUCAAGACACAUUUGGGCUGUCAAAACAUCAACACAACUGGAGAAGCCACGUUACGUCAUCCUCGGAUUUCAGACAGCAAGAAAUGUCGACGCAAGGAAGAACGCAAGUCGAUUUGAUCACUGUGCGCUUCGGAACGUAAAGUUAUUCUUGAACUCACAGAGUUAUCCGUACGGGGAUCUUAAUUUGGACAUAAACGACAAUCAGUAUGCUCUAUUGUAUAAUAUGAACACUGAUUUUCAAUCUUCAUACCACAAUAAAGUGCCUGAGCCACUGUUGACAAAGCGGGAAUUUCUGCAAGAAGCUCCGCUCUGUGUUAUAGACUGCUCUAAACAGAAUGAGGCUAUUAAAUCUGGACCAGUAGACAUUCGAUUGGAGUUUGAAUCCACAAAUCAAUUUCCACAAAACACAACGGCUUGUUGUUUAAUCAUUCACGAUCGUAUAGUUGAGUAUAAUUCCAUCAGCAGCACUGUACGGAAAUUGACUUGA
Messenger RNA from Microplitis mediator, 738 nucleotides. RefSeq lists its product as uncharacterized. The coding region runs from base 1 to 738 and encodes 245 amino acids. The record is from RefSeq and is a predicted model, not a curated record. NCBI's taxonomy places the organism in Eukaryota, Metazoa, Arthropoda, Insecta, Hymenoptera, Braconidae. The transcript has a single exon.